UACAAUUUACAUCCAACCAUUCUAAAACUGCAAUUUCCUGUCCAAAUGCUCCGUUAGAUUUUUCACCGGAACAGGAAAAAGGAAGUGCUUUCUCAAUAACCAUUCUACUCUUAUCAUCAUCAUCAACCACAAACCGCGAUUUUGUUUUGCUGCAUCGGGAGUAGGCAGUGAACUGCUAGGGUUUGUGUAUACCAGUGGUUGGGACAUUUCGUCGAACAUGUGGUGGACUGAUUUGAAAGCGGCUAUUGGGCAAAGAUUCAAUCUGGAAGGUAUCGCUUCCUCCGUUGGAAUUCUAUCAAAAGACAAGCACAUGGCGAUCCCUCAUGUUAGCGUGCCUGACAUUAGGUACAUUGAUUGGGCCGAGCUGAAGAGGAGGGGGUUUGAAGGUGUGGUCUUUGACAAGGACAACACCAUUACUGUUCCCUAUUCCUUGAGCUUGUGGGCACCCCUUCGAUCGUCGAUAGACCACUGCAAAUCCUUGUUUGGAAACAAUGUUGCGGUGUUCAGUAACUCCGCCGGAUUGCUUGAGUAUGAUCCUGAUGAAAAAGAAGCUAAAGCACUCGAAGAUGCCAUUGGAAUCAAAGUUAUAAGACACAGGAUGAAGAAGCCGGCUGGAACUGCUGAAGAAAUUGAACGGCAGUUUGGCUGUGAAUCUUUGAGGCUUAUCAUGGUGGGUGAUCGGCCCUUCACGGAUAUUGUUUAUGGAAACAGAAAUGGGUUUCUCACUGUUCUGACCGAACCAUUGAGCCUUGCCGAGGAACCUUUGAUUGUGAGACAGGUAAGGAUGCUCGAGGCUGCCCUUGUGCGACGAUGGUCUGAACAAGGUUUGAAACCAAACAGCCACAGUUUGAUUCCAAAUUCUGUUGACUGUGUAAAAGAUUCACCGCUAGGAUAGCCUCCGCAAGCAAAUUCUAGAAUUGG
Molecule: messenger RNA, 921 nt
Organism: Andrographis paniculata
Lineage: Eukaryota; Viridiplantae; Streptophyta; Magnoliopsida; Lamiales; Acanthaceae
Product: phosphatidylglycerophosphate phosphatase 1, chloroplastic/mitochondrial
Exons: 5
Coding region: 218-895 (225 amino acids)
Molecular function (GO): phosphatidylglycerophosphatase activity
Source: RefSeq, a predicted model, not a curated record